AUGCAUUCUUUGAUUGGCCGUACUCUGCUGUGGACUGAAGCUUCGCCUGUUCAAAGCUCAUCAGCACAGCUAGGGUCAGCGAACCACAGAAAUAGGCCUCAUAUAACGGUGAAGUUAUGUGGAAAAACGUAUUUACGUGGUUCGAAAGUCAUUGGAGGCGAAGAUGCAAAAUUCGGCGAAGUUCCUUGGCAGGAUUUCAUUUUUCUUUCUCAGUACUAUACCAAAGGUUAUAAUCCUGGAAACUUCCUGGGAGACAUUGCCCUUCUCGAGCUCACAGAGCCAGUGAAACUCCAACGUCAUAUAGUUCCAGUGUGUCUACCACAGGCCGAACAGGAGUUCACAGGAAGUUUAGGAACAGUCACAGGCUGGGGCCGAACAAAACAUGGAGUUCGAGCUGUUCCCAGUAAACUCCAAAAAGCAGUGGUGGAGAUUAUGGAUAGUAAAAAAUGUCAGCAGUGGUACAAGAGUGUAGGAAGAAGAGAAAAGAUCUAUCAAGAGAUGGUAUGUGCUGGUUACAAACACGGUGGAAAGGAUGCUUGCCAGGGUGAUUCAGGUGGUCCACUAACAGUUAAAACCAACGGGAGGUACACACUGGUAGGAAUUGUUUCGUGGGGAGUGGGAUGUGGCCGAGCAAACCUUCCAGGUGUUUACACUAAAGUUUCUUCAUUUAUGACGUGGAUCAAAACUUAUGUUAAUUGAUCAAACCUCAGUUUCUAG
Messenger RNA from Limulus polyphemus (Atlantic horseshoe crab), 717 nucleotides. Its product is annotated as prostasin-like. NCBI's taxonomy places the organism in Eukaryota, Metazoa, Arthropoda, Merostomata, Xiphosura, Limulidae. The transcript is spliced from 6 exons. Gene Ontology annotation, molecular function: serine-type endopeptidase activity. Gene Ontology annotation, biological process: proteolysis. The record is from RefSeq and is a predicted model, not a curated record.